AUGAAUACUCGAGUAUCUAUGUCCGAUGCUCUAUCAAAUGUAGAAGUUCUCUACGAACUUCCACUUAUUGAUUCACAGCCGAGUGUUGAAGGUGCUAAUAAUGCGAUUGUCUACGAAGCCAAUCUCGAUACCAACUUCGAAGAUAAAACGGCCUAUAUAACUGGAAUAUCGAAAUAUAUUGAAGAAGCUGUUUUACAUGCAAAUCUGAGUCUUCUACUUGAACAAGGUUAUCAACAUGCAAUGACCCUCUAUACCUGGCGAUGUUGUUCACGAGCGAUACCGACGGUAAAUAUCGGAAAAGAUUCUCCUAGAUUCAUUUGA
Adineta ricciae is the source of this 321-nucleotide messenger RNA. Lineage: Eukaryota; Metazoa; Rotifera; Eurotatoria; Adinetida; Adinetidae. The record is from the annotation of a GenBank genome assembly.